GUGAGAGAUAAUAUCAUUUUGCCUUACAGAUCACCUUCAGAUCACCUUCACGAUCGUGUCACUUGCACCCACGAGGUUCCCCCAAGUUCCGAACUGCAAUCAAUCGAUCCUGUGCAUGUUAAACAAAUACGGAGCUCUGCCGCGCUUACUGCACACUUAGCACUUUCACCAACGGAAUCUGGGCUGGCCACCUAUCAGUCAGUGAGCGACUGCAAAAACGAGUGCGAGUAUGAUGACAUAGCUGACACUUAUCGAAAUUCAAGGCCAGCAAGUGAGGGAUAUUCGGAUAUUCACGAAAGCGCACAAGAAAACACAGUGGUAGUAAGUGGUGAGAAAGGAAAACAGCAGCCUACUGCUUUGUGCGAUAAAGAAGAAGAAAACAAAGAUCAUCUUUAUGCUGUUGUUCAUAAAGAAAGAAAAGGCAGAGCCAGUUCUGAAGCAAGCGCUCUCAAAAAAUCAUCAUAUCACCCUCAGGAAGAAAUAAGUGGGUUACCUGUGAACCGCCGGUCCUGCGUCGAUUGUAUCGGUUGUUCGUCGCAUCCAACUGAAUCAGGGCUCGACAACAACACAGAGGCUCCAGAGAGCAAGACACCUCAGGCUGGAGCUAGCAUUAAAUAUCUGUACGCAGCUGUUAACAAGACAAAAAACAAGAAGAAACAGCCACCUGCUUUGUGCGAUAAAAAA
Pocillopora meandrina is the source of this 684-nucleotide messenger RNA. The record is from the annotation of a GenBank genome assembly. NCBI's taxonomy places the organism in Eukaryota, Metazoa, Cnidaria, Anthozoa, Scleractinia, Pocilloporidae.